UUGUAUAAAAUAAUGAAAAACACGGAAAUGGAGUCUGAAGAGAUUGAAAGAGAUAUGGAGGACAUGGAACAAGAGAAGAAAGAUGAUGAUUAUGAUCAUCUUCAAGCUUCAAAGAGACUGCAGCCGUGGACAAAACAGAUCACGAUUCGAGGAGUUAUUGCAAGUGUUAUUCUAGGGAGCGUUUACACUGUUAUAGCCAUGAAAAUAAAUCUCACGACUGGGAUAACUCCUAGUUUAAACGUCUCAGCUGCACUUCUUGCCUUUGUGUUAAUGAAAACUUGGACACAAAUUCUUCAGAAAUCUGGGAUUUCCACCGUUCCCUUUACCAGACAUGAGAACACAAUGAUCCAGACAUGUUCAGUGGCUUGUUACACAAUUGCCAUUGGAGGUGGCUUUGGGUCCUAUUUAUUGGCUCUGAACAAGAAGACGUAUGAGUUGGCAGGAGGAUCGAACUCUCCAGGAACUUACAAAGAGCUGCGUAUUGGUUGGAUGACGGGUUACUCUCUCUUAAUCUGUUUUGUUGGUCUUUUCGUACUGAUUCCAUUACGGAAGAUCUUGAUUGUUGACUAUAAGUUGAUAUUCCCAAGUGGCACGGCCACAGCUGUUCUCAUCAAUGGAUUUCAUAGUCAGGGAGACGAUAUCGCAAGGAAGCAAGUCAAGGGAUUUUCCAAGUACUUUUCAGUCAGUUUCUUGUGGGCAAUCUUUCAGUGGUUCUUUACUGGAAAAGGAGAAUGUGGAUUUGCUCAAUUCCCUACAUUCGGAUUGGAAGCUUGGAGACAAAAAUUUUACUUUGAUUUUAGCAUGACCUAUGUUGGAACCGGGAUGAUUUGCCCUCACAUUGUGAGCUUUUCUUUGCUGUUUGGAGCUGUGAUUUCAUGGGGUAUAAUGUGGCCACUUAUUGAAAAGCAGAAAGGAGAUUGGUAUCCUACUAAUGUGCCAGAAAGCAGUAUGGAAAGUCUUAAUGGUUAUAAGGUUUUCAUCUCGAUUGCUCUCCUUCUUGGCGAUGGACUCUACAAUUUCCUCAAGAUUUUAUAUUUCACAUAUGCAAGUAUCUACGGGAAAUUGAAAAAUGAAAAACUUGAUCUAGCUGUAGGUAGCAAGAAUGAAGAUACAGAGGAGGAACGACUACAAAACGAAGUUUUCAUCAGAGAACGCAUACCUAUGUGGUUUGGAAUGGUUGGAUACACCCUAUUCACCAUAAUUAAUGCAUUUGCAGUACCGGCAAUAUUUCCAGAGGUUAAAUGGUACUAUGUUAUUAUAGCCUACAUUAUAGCUCCAUCAAUAGCUUUCUGCAAUGCUUAUGGAACUGGUUUAACUGAUUGGGACAUGGCCUUCAACUAUGGAAAAAUCGGCCUUUUUAUGAUGGCAGCAUUGGCUGGAAAACAGCAAGGAGUUGUUGCUGGUUUGGUUGGUUGUGGAAUCAUAAAAUCGGUUCUCUAUGUUUCUAGCACAUUAAUGCAUGAUUUAAAAACGGGUCAUCUCACGCUAACGUCACCUAGAACAAUGCUUCUCAGCCAAGCCAUUGGAACCGCCAUAGGCUGUGUUGUAUCCCCACUAACUUUAACUCUAUUCACCAAAGCUUUUGAUGUAGGUAAUCCUAAAGGAGAAUAUAAAGCACCAUUUGCAAUAGUUUUCAGAAACAUGGCUAUUAUUGGGGUUGAAGGCUUUUCAUUUUUACCAAAGCAUUGUUUACAGUUAUGCUAUGGAUUCUUUGCGUUUGCAGUGGCGAUUAACAUAGUCAAAGAUUUAUUACCUAAAAAGAUAGGUAAGUGGAUGCCAUUGCCUAUAUGCAUGGCGAUACCUUUUCUCAUUGGCGGCUAUUUUGCUGUUGAUAUGUGUGUUGGAAGCUUGGUUGUGUUAAUAUGGAAGAAGCUUAAUGCUAAGAAGGCCGCGUUGAUGUCUACAUCGGUGGCCUCUGGUUUGAUUUGUGGUGAUGGUUUGUGGAUUCUUCCAGCUGCCGUUCUAUCUUUAUCGAAAAUUAGUCCUCCUAUAUGCAUGAAGUUCUUGAGUUCUUAGAAAUGAUGGCGUGUUUGUAGUCGAAUGUGACAGCUGCACCAAUUGUAUUUGUAGUUAUGGUAUCUUUACAAGCAAUUGUGAUCAAUAAAGCAUUAAUACUUAUAAUAAUGAUGAUAUAUGAAAAUAUAGAUUUUGAAAUUUUUAGCAAA
Molecule: messenger RNA, 2165 nt
Organism: Erigeron canadensis
Lineage: Eukaryota; Viridiplantae; Streptophyta; Magnoliopsida; Asterales; Asteraceae
Product: metal-nicotianamine transporter YSL3-like
Exons: 7
Coding region: 13-2016 (667 amino acids)
Biological process (GO): response to iron ion; seed development
Cellular component (GO): plasma membrane
Molecular function (GO): iron-nicotianamine transmembrane transporter activity; oligopeptide transmembrane transporter activity
Source: RefSeq, a predicted model, not a curated record